Messenger RNA from Aspergillus terreus NIH2624, 624 nucleotides. Its product is annotated as protein-lysine N-methyltransferase. The transcript has 2 exons. The record is from RefSeq and is a predicted model, not a curated record. Lineage: Eukaryota; Fungi; Ascomycota; Eurotiomycetes; Eurotiales; Aspergillaceae. Bases 1 to 624 code for a protein of 207 amino acids.
AUGAACCCAUCUGAAAUCACAGAAGCUCUGUUAGAAAAAUGGACCACCCUCCUCACCCAACCCAAACCAGACCCCCUGGCCCAAGCCCAACAACUCUCCUACAUCCGCUACACCGCGCCAACGUCGUUCCCCAGCACGCCCGCGGCGCCCGCCCGCACAAUCCUCACCUCCGAAAGCCGCGGGCUCAUCCUCGCCGGCGGGACCACAGGCUUCCGCACCUGGGAGGCAGCGCUGCAUCUGGGCACGUAUCUGAGCACGGAGGCCGGGCGCGCGCUCGUCGCCGGGAAGCGGGUGAUCGAGCUCGGGGCGGGGACGGGCUUCCUGUCAUUGUUUAUGGCCAAGUAUCUGUCGCCGGUGCGGGUGGUCGCGACGGAUCGGGAGACCGCGCUGAUUGAGUGUAUGGAGGAUUGUGCGCGGCGGAAUGGGGUUGCCGUGGCGGAGUCUGAUUCUGGGACCGCGCCGGCAGGUGAUGGUGGGGUGUUUGAGGCGGGGAUUUGGGAGUGGGGGACGCCGUUGGGCCGGCGUGAUGAGGAUGAACCUGAGGAUGUCUUUGACGUUGCGCUCGGGGCGGACUUGGUAUGCGUUCCACUGGUCAAUGGGUCUGGAUCUGCGCUAACUUGGUAG